AUGUUAGGGUUUCGAAAACCAUAUAAAGAGAGAACACGACUUGAACCAUUAGCAGCGAUUGUACUCUCUAUAUUUAUGGCUAGUAUAUUUAUACAACUUCUAGCUGAAUCUGUACAAGCCAUUGUUCGUAUGUCACAAAAUAAUCAAGAGGCACCAAACGUUAGUGAUUUAGCAUUGGGAAUAAUUGGCAUCCGUAAUUGGUAA
Schistosoma margrebowiei is the source of this 204-nucleotide messenger RNA. The record is from the annotation of a GenBank genome assembly. Lineage: Eukaryota; Metazoa; Platyhelminthes; Trematoda; Strigeidida; Schistosomatidae.